GUUUUAUCAUUUUCUAUUUCACUUGCAAUGGGUGAUACGAAAGAUCAGUCUCUUUUUCUUAAGGAUCUUAAGCCAAACAUGAAACGAGUGAACUGCAUUUUCAUUGUUCUCGAACUAGGACCUAUCACUCGCACUAAAGAUGGUAAUGAAGUUCGAACUGCGAAGGUAGCAGAUCGUACGGGAACCAUCAAUCUAUCUGUUUGGAACGAGCACUGUUCGCUUAUUGCACCCUGUGAUGUUCUUCAGUUGACGCAGGGAAAUACUGCUGUCCGCGGUGGUUGCCUGACUCUUAACGUGGGGCGGUUUGGACAACUGGUCAAAAUGGGGGAGUUCUGCUUUCCAUUUGCAGAGGUCCCGGAUCACAGCACUCACAACGAAGAGUGGUUGGUCAAAUUGCCAGAGGGCAGCAUACAAACGCAGAAAAAAUCAGAAACCACAACCACUAAAUGAGACAUUCUUCCUGUUCAUACAGAUAAAAUCCUGUUUGUAGA
This is a messenger RNA of Dicrocoelium dendriticum, 491 nucleotides long. Lineage: Eukaryota; Metazoa; Platyhelminthes; Trematoda; Plagiorchiida; Dicrocoeliidae. The record is from the annotation of a GenBank genome assembly.